This is a messenger RNA of Dipodomys ordii (Ord's kangaroo rat), 5034 nucleotides long. It is a transcript of the gene Pappa, whose product is annotated as pregnancy-associated plasma protein A, pappalysin 1. The coding region runs from base 1 to 4626 and encodes 1541 amino acids. The record is from RefSeq and is a predicted model, not a curated record. Gene Ontology annotation, molecular function: metallopeptidase activity. The transcript is spliced from 23 exons. Lineage: Eukaryota; Metazoa; Chordata; Mammalia; Rodentia; Heteromyidae.
AUGAGCGGAUCGGUCCCGCCGAGCCGGGCUCUCUAUUUCAGCGGGCGAGGCGAGCAGCUGCGCCUCCGGGCCGAGCUGGAGCUGCCCCGGGACGCCUUCACGCUGCAAGUGUGGCUGCGCGCGGAGGGCGGACAGCGCUCCCCGGCCGUCAUCGCAGGGCUGUAUGACAAAUGCUCUUAUACCUCGCGUGAUCAAGGAUGGGUCGUGGGCAUUCACACCGUCGGUGAUCAAGGCAACAGAGACCCACGCUACUUUUUCUCCUUGAAGACAGACCGGGCCCGGCAAGUGACUACCAUCAAUGCCCAUCGCAGCUACCUCCCAGGCCAGUGGGUAUUUCUAGCUGCCACCUAUGAUGGACGGCUGAUGAAGCUCUAUGUGAAUGGUGCCCAGGUGGCGAAUUCCGGAGGGCAAGUGGGUGGCAUAUUCAGCCCACUGACCCAGAAGUGUAAAGUGCUCAUGCUGGGGGGCAGCACUCUGAGUCACAACUACCGAGGCUACAUCGAGCACUUCCGUCUCUGGAAGGUGGCCAGGACUCAGCGAGAGAUACUACUGGACAUGGAAAAUCAUGGCCUCUACACCCCUCUACCUCAGCUCCUCCUCCAGGAGAACUGGGACAAUGUGCAACGCAUUUGGUCCCCCAUGAAAGAUGGCCACAGCCCCCGAGUGGAGCUUAGUAAUGCCCACGGCUUCCUGCUGGACACGAAUCUGGAGCCCCCUCUGUGCGGGCAGACGCUGUGUGACAACAAAGAGGUCAUCGCCAGCUACAACCAGCUCCCCAGAUUCCGCCAGCCGAAGGUGGUGCGCUACCGCGUGGUCAACCUCUACGAUGAUGACCAUGAGAACCCAACCGUGAGCCGCCAGCAGGUGGAUUUCCAGCACCAGCAGCUGGCCGAGGCCUUCCAGCAUUACAACAUCUCCUGGGAGCUGGAGGUGCUGGAGGUGAAUAACUCCUCCCUGCGUCACCGCCUUAUCCUAGCCAACUGUGACAUCAGCAAGAUCGGGGAUGAGAGUUGUGAUCCUGAGUGUAACCACACGCUGACCGGCCAUGACGGCGGGGAUUGCCGGCACCUGCGCUACCCAGCUUUCAUGAAGAAGCAGCAGAACGGCGUAUGCGACAUGGACUGCAACUACGAACGCUUCAACUUCGAUGGUGGGGAGUGCUGUGACCCCAACAUCACCAAUGUCACCGAGACCUGCUUUGAUCCCGACUCUCCACACAGAGCCUACUUGGAUGUUAAUGAACUGAAGAACAUUCUUCGACUGGAUGGAUCAACACACCUCAAUAUUUUCUUUGCAAAGUCCUCAGAGGAGGAGUUGGCUGGAGUAGCCACUUGGCCGUGGGACAAGGAGGCUCUGAUGCACUUAGGUGGCAUUGUCUUGAACCCAUCUUUCUAUGGCACUCCCGGGCACACCCAUACCAUGAUCCACGAGAUUGGGCACAGCCUGGGCCUCUAUCACAUCUUCCGUGGCAUCUCAGAAAUCCAGUCCUGCAGUGACCCCUGCAUGGAAACGGAGCCCUCUUUCGAGACGGGAGACCUCUGCAAUGACACCAACCCAGCCCCGAAACACAAGUUGUGUGGUGACCCAGGACCAGAGAAUGACACGUGUGGUUUUCAUAGCUUCGUGAACACUCCUUACAACAACUUCAUGAGCUAUGCAGAUGACGACUGUACAGACUCCUUCACGCCCAAUCAAGUCGCCAGAAUGCACUGUUACCUAGAUCUGGUGUACCAGGGUUGGCAGCCCUCCAGGAAGCCGGCGCCUGUUGCUCUCGCCCCCCAGGUUGUGGGCCACACUGCAGACUCGGUGAUGCUGGAGUGGUUCCCACCCAUCGACGGCCACUUUUUUCAAAGAGAAUUGGGAUCAGCAUGCGACCUUUGCCUGGAGGGGAGAAUCCUGGUGCAGUAUGCUCUCAAAGCCUCGUCCCCAAUGCCCUGUGGCCCAUCAGGACACUGGAGCCCUCGGGAAGCAGAAGGUCAUCCAGAUGUUGAACAACCCUGUAAGUCCAGUGUCCGCACCUGGAGCCCAAAUUCAGCGGUCAACCCACACACAGUCCCUCCAGCCUGCCCAGAGCCACAAGGAUGCUACCUCGAGCUGGAAUUCCGCUACCCCUUAGUUCCUGAGUCUCUAACCCUCUGGGUGACCUUUGUCUCCACGGACUGGGAUUCCAGCGGAGCUGUUAAUGACAUUAAACUCUUGACUGUCAGUGGGAAGAAUAUCUCCUUGGGUCCACAGAACGUGUUCUGUGAUAUCCCACUGACCAUCAGAGUCCGGGAUGUGGGUGAAGAGAUUCGUGGUAUUCAGAUCUACACGCUGGAUGAACACCUGGAGAUUGAUGCAGCGAUGCUGACUUCCACUGCAGACACCCCACUCUGCUUGGGAUGUAAACCUCUGCAGUAUAAGGUUGUCCGAGACCCUCCUCUCCAGGCGGAGAUGGCCUCACUCCUACACCUCAACAGAAGAUUCAUGGACAUGGAUCUGAAACUUGGCAGCGUGUACCAAUACCAGAUUAUCACCGUUUCAGGAACCGAAGAGAGUGAGCCAUCAUCUGCUGCCAUAUACAUCCAUGGAAGUGGAUACUGUGGUGAUGGUAUUAUCCAGAAAGACCAAGGUGAAGAAUGUGAUGACAUGAAUAAGAUGAAUGGUGAUGGCUGUUCCCUUUUCUGCCAAAAAGAGGUUUCCUUCAAUUGCCUUGAUGAGCCCAGCCGGUGCUAUUUCCAUGAUGGAGAUGGGGUAUGUGAAGAGUUUGAACAAAAGACUAGCAUUAAAGACUGCGGUGUCUACACGCCCCAUGGGUUCCUGGAUCAAUGGGCAUCCAACGCUUCAGUUUCCCAUCAAGACCAGCAGUGCCCAGGCUGGGUUGUCAUCGGACAGCCAGCAGCAUCCCAGAUCUGUCGAACCAAGGUGAUCGACCUCAGUGAAGGCAUUUCCCAGCAUGCCUGGUACCCUUGCACCAUCAGUUACCCAUAUUCCCAGGUCUCUCAGACCUCUUUCUGGCUCCAGACAUAUUUCUCUCAGCCAAUGGUUGCUACAGCUGUCAUUGUCCACUUGGUGACUGAUGGGACAUACUAUGGAGACCAAAAGCAAGAGACCAUCAGCGUGCAGUUACUAGAUACCAAAGACCAGAGCCACGAUCUAGGCCUCCAUGUCCUGAGCUGCAGGAACAAUCCCCUGAUUAUCCCUGUGGUCCAUGACCUCAGCCAGCCCUUCUACCACAGCCAGGCGGUACGUGUGAGCUUCAGUUCGCCCCUGGUCGCCAUCUCGGGGGUGGCCCUCCGCUCCUUCGACAACUUUGACCCUGUCACCCUGAGCAGCUGCCAGAGAGGAGAGACCUACAGCCCUGCGGAGCAGAGCUGUGUACACUUUGCUUGCGAGACCAUAGAUUGUCCGGAGCUGGUUGUGAAGAACUCUUCUCUCAAUUGCUCCAGCAGUGAUCGCUAUCAUGGUGCCCAAUGCACUGUGAGCUGCCAGACGGGCUAUGUGCUGCAGAUACAGCGGGAUGAUGAGCUGAUCAAGAGCCAGACGGGACCCAGCGUCACGGUGACCUGCACAGAGGGCAAGUGGAACAAGCAGGUGGCAUGUGAGCCUGUGGACUGUGGCAUGCCGGACCACCAUCAUGUCUACGCCGCCACCUUCUCCUGUCUGGAGGGUACCACUUUCGGCAGCAGAUGCUCCUUCCAGUGCCGCCAUCCUGCACAGUUAAAAGGCAAUAACAGCUUCCUGACCUGUAUGGAAGAUGGACUGUGGUCCUUCCCUGAGGCCCUGUGUGAGCUCAUGUGCCUCGCACCACCUCCGAUCCCCAACGCAGAUCUCCAGACGCCUAGGUGUCAUGAGAACAAACACAAGGUGGGCUCCUUCUGCAAGUACAAGUGUAAACCUGGAUACCACGUGCCCGGCCCCUCCCGGAAGUCAAAGAAACGGGCUUUCAAGACUCAGUGUACCCAAGAUGGCAGCUGGCAGGAGGGAGCUUGUGUUCCAGUUACAUGUGACCCACCUCCACCCAAAUUCCACGGGCUCUACCAGUGUACUAAUGGCUUCCAGUUCAACAGUGAGUGUAGGAUCAAGUGUGAAGACAGCAGCAGCUCCCAGGGACAAGGAAGCAACAUCAUUCACUGCCGGAAAGAUGGUACCUGGAGUGGCUCCUUCUAUGUCUGCCCGGAGAUGCAAGGCCAGUGCUCAGCUCCAAACCAGCUCAACAGCAACCUCAAGUUGCAGUGCCGUGAUGGCUAUGCCAUAGGGGCAGAGUGUACCACCUCGUGCCUGGACCACAACAGCGAGUCCAUCAUCCUGCCAGUGAACGUAACUGUGCGUGAUAUCCCCCACUGGAUGAACCCUACACGAGUGGAGAGAAUUGUCUGUACUGCUGGCCUGAAGUGGUAUCCUCAUCCUGCUGUGAUUCACUGUGUCAAAGGCUGUGAGCCCUUCAUGGGAGACAAUUACUGUGAUGCCAUCAACAACCGAGCCUUCUGCAACUACGAUGGUGGGGAUUGCUGCACCUCCACGGUGAAGACUAAAAAGGUCACCCCCUUCCCUAUGUCCUGUGACCUACAAGAAGACUGUGCUUGUCGGGACCCUGAGGCCCAAGAACAUAGCAGAAAAGACCUCCGGGGAUACAGUCAUGGCUAAAGCAGGACAAGAAGUGUGAAAGAAUUCCCAGUGCCAGGACCCACAUCCCUUUGGUAUUGUUUUCACAGUCCGCUGCUCAAUGGAAUGGCCUCUCCACACCAGGGAUCCUUAGCAACCCAACCAGUCUGCCUUUAAUUUCACCCAGGAAGGACUCACAGUGGGGCGAAUGAACCAAGUCGCAUCCUGUUGAAUGAUGGAAUGGAAUUCCAUCCCAACGUUCUGAAAUGGAUUGCCAUAGGCAAUGCAAAUCUGCGUGCAGUUCCAGAGCCUCCUCCAAAUGCUAAUCAUUUGUCACAUGACCAUAGCCAAAAACACCUUCUGUAUCUAGGAGUAUGCACAUCUGUGGUUAGUACACAAUGUGCAUGCAUACACACCCAUACAAACAUCUGUGUGAGAGAAGUUCUGGAG